GAAUGCAUUAAACUGGUCAGUAGAAUGGGUGGGAGGGUAUAAGGGGGAAAGCAUGCAGGCAGACGAUGAAGCCAAAAUAAUAUAGAUACAAGAUGUACCUACAGUGAGCAAGGUGUGGGAGAGCGACUACAGUGACCAGUGCUCUUAGAUAUGCGAAACAAUAGACAUAAGUAGUGGACUUGACAGGAUUGUAGACAGUCAAAUUAAAAAUAGGACACUCGAAUCUGUUUACCAAAUUAGAAGAAAUAAAUUUAUUAAAUAUUUUAUAAACCGAAAUUGCAAAUAAAUGCAGAAUAAGGAGAUUUAGAAGUAAAAUAAACGGAUCUAGAAUCUAAAUCUGUAUAAACAAUUUAAAAGUGAACUUUCAUCGGACAAAAUUUUGUUACCAAAUGAACAGUAUUGUAAUCUUGAUGGCCAGAUUUUGUCCCAGUUGUGUUUUAAAAUAAAUUCAGGAUAAAGAGUAGACAAUGUUGGUCUGGAUUUUAUUACACGUCAGUGUGAUUGUGAUUGGGGUCAGGACGUUCCAUUUGUCUCGAGAGUGUCAUGAAAUGGUCUCCGACAUUGUUUUCCUGAUAGACUCUUCAUUCAGCCUUCACAAAGAUGAUUUCAAGAGUCAGCUGGUUUUCGUGAAAGCGAUGAUCGACUCUUUCCCAAUCGGCAAGGAUCGAAUCCAGGUUGGCGUGGUCUCCAUCGGAGCCUCGCACCACGAGAAUAUCGGGCUCGGGGAGUAUAACAACAAUCACGAGCUGAAGAUAGCUGUCGGUGAUAUCAAACAUCUGGCCGAACUGUCCAGGACCCAUCUGGCCCUACGUCACGUUCACACAAAUAUGUUCAGACCCGAACAUGGUGGGCGGCCAGGGGCGAAGCAUCAGAUCAUCCUUAUAUCGGAUGGAAGGUCGGACGACGAGAAUGCCACGCUGCAGGAGGCCUCCGAGGCCAGGCGUAAAAACAUUGAGAUUUUUAGCGUGGGUGUUGGUCACUCCGUCAACACGUUUGAGUUAAGGGCUGUGGCCAGCGAGCCCAAACACAGUCACGUGUUCAAGGUGGAUAACUUUGAAGCCUUGCAGAGCAUUAUCAAAACAUUGGUUACCUCCGCUUGUCACAAUAAUCAUGAUCAUGAGAUUCAAGAGACUGUCCAUGAAUGUCUGGAUAAGGCAGCUGAUGUUGUCUUUGUCCUAGACGGCUCCAGUAGCAUGUGGGUGCCCGAUUUCUUGGUGCUGGAAAAGUUUGUUUCCAACGUCAGUCAAAGCUUUGACAUCGCACCAAACCUGACUCGCGUGGGUGUGAUAGCCUACAGCGACACUCCCAUCUUGGUGGUCAACCCGAACGACAUCCACACCAAGGCAGACCUACACCACCACCAAAAAAUCCCUCACAUCAGCGGCAACACCAACACGGCCAUGGCUUUGGAGGCGGCUUGGAGCAAACUGUUAGAAGAAGGAAAGAGCAACAGGCCGGACGCUGCCCAAAUCUUGAUUCUGCUGACAGAUGGCCACUCUGACGACAAUGAUGAAGCCUUGAGGGAAGCUAAAUAUCUGCAUUCUAAGGGCGUUGAGGUUUUCGUCGUGGCUCUCGGUGGUAAGACUAACAGCGAGAAUCUCGGACAUCUUGCCAAUUCAGGGGAAUAUAUCUUUCAUGUGGAGAAAGCAAAAGAGCUUCCAAACAUAAUCAGUCAGUUAACAAGCAGAGCUUGUCAUGUGAUGCCUUCACUCGGAUCUUCUGGAAUGUUUGCUCACUGCCCACAAGUGACCACAGACGUCGUUUUUAUCUAUGACAGAAACAGUGUCAAUGGCCCACACCACGACUUUAUCCUAAGGACCCUCAACGAAGUGGUCUCAUCAAGCGGUCUGCAAAGUGGUGAUGACCUGCGUUUUGGGGUCAUUCGGGAUGCACCAAGAGAGAGCGAAAGUUCUUCCGACAUUGAACUGACCAAUCAGUGGACAGCCGCCUAUUUCAGAAACGAAUUAGAUUUAGAUACGAAACGGGCAGAGAUCGACCUACUUCUUCAGAAAGUCAGAAUUCGCUAUUUCCUGCCUUUGACUCGAGUGGCCCAGAAAAAAAUUGUGGUUUUGUUCGUGGAUUCGAACCUCGCCAACAACAUCGGAGCAACGCUCGAAGCCAUGCGCUUGAAGAGGUCCGAUGUCCGAAUUGUGGUCGUCACCCUUGGGAAACAUGUGGACAUGAAACAGAUUCCGAAGUUAGCGUCUCUACCGCACAGUCAGUAUAUAAUCGAGAUACCGUUCAUUCAUAAACACACAAUACAACAUGUGACUGAGAAAUUGAUCAAGAUAUUAUGUGACUGAGAGGUGAGGACUCUCUCUCUCUCCUAACAACUAUCUAUUUGCACAAGAUUAAGUAACAUUUCAUCGCAUUAAAGGCUUCUUAUGACAUUGCCAAUGCCAUGGAAUAUAUAAUAUGGAAUCUAUAAGAAAAACAGUUAUUGAAACACCACAAGGUUAACAAGUAGAAAAAGGCUUAUUGGUGCUUUGAGGGGCAUUUAGGUGGCUUCCACUUGUGACGUCCCUUUUGUUUUUGUUUUUUUUUAAAUGUGAUUCAUGUUUUUUUUUUUCCAAACCUUUAGGUCAAUAUAAUCUUUUGCUGUAUAAGUCAAAUUAUCUAUGACGUUUUUAAGUUAUAAAAAAUUAUCAUUAACAAGUUAAUAACCUUUUCCACUCCAGCUAAAUCCAAAUCAUUAUAUUGAAUUCCAGAUCUUAAGAAUUUUAUUUAUUGCUCAUUAUGAUAACCAGUAUUUCUUUAUAUUUAUUUAUAUAAAUAUUUAUAUCCAUCAAAAAUAGCAUAGAUUUAUAAUUAUAAUGUCCUAGUCUUAUUUAUUGUGCGCAAGACACAAAUACUAAUUUGAAAGUGUUUUACUUUGGGAUUAUUGGAAACAAAAUUGUUUGUUAUUUACAAUGUUCUUACUGAGUUUCUGACUCGUUUUUACUGGAAUACUUGAGCAAUGAUCACUGUCAAAGCCUUGUUUAUUGUAGAGUGGGAGGAGAGGGAGAAAUCAUUGUAUUGACAAUGUACGUUUUGUAUAUACUAAUGAACUAUAGCGCAUUUCUUGUUGAACUUUUGUGACCUACAUACUUUAUUGUGACCUACAUAUUUUAUUCUGAUCUACACACUUUAUUCUGA
Molecule: messenger RNA, 3135 nt
Organism: Biomphalaria glabrata
Lineage: Eukaryota; Metazoa; Mollusca; Gastropoda; Planorbidae
Product: collagen alpha-6(VI) chain-like
Exons: 9
Coding region: 468-2303 (611 amino acids)
Source: RefSeq, a predicted model, not a curated record